AUGGCUGCCUGUGGAAGCCUUCAGCAUAUUUUCGACAAGCCGUUGCCGGAAACUCCGACGACAACACUUCUUGAUUCUCUCUCUUCUUGGAACCAAAUCAAAACUCUGAAUUUAAAACCUAUUGAGCAAUCUUCUUUUGCUGAAAUAUUUGGUGAGCUUCAUUUCAAAGAAAAUUCUCAGCCUUCUUCGUCUUCGUCUUUAAUCGAUUUAACUGCAAAUCCGAGCAAGAAUGAUUGUUUAGAUUAUAGCAAAAAUACCAAAUCACUAGAUUCUUUUUUAAGCUCACCCAAGAAUCAUCACCAAUACUCGAGCUGCCACCGUUCCAGCGACAGUUUUUCUCCAAGGAACUACGAGAGCUUGCAAUUAUGCACGGAGGGACUUGGUUUCGAAAGCUUUGAUGAUGUUGAGGAUUUGAAAAAUGACAUGGUUGAAGAUAGGCAACAGUAUCAUGAGGAGAUCAAAGUAAGCAUGCCAACAAGACAUUCAGUGUUGCCAGACGAUCAACGAGGAGGAGAAAUCCGGCGGUCCAAGUUGCGGGAAGGAGCGUUUCCUCCUCCCAUUUCGUCUAUAGGAAAGAGCGGAAAACCAUCUGUUUCAUUCCAGUCUUAUCGACAUGAUGGCAGGUUUGUUCUUAAACAAGUAAGGGUUCCGAGCCAGGAGUUUUUACAUGCUCAUCGAGAAGACGGACGGUUAAAGCUGCACUUUGUUCAGCCUAGUGAUGAAAUUGUUGAAGAAGAUGAAGGGCGCAAAGCAAAUGAUGAAGAAGAUGAGUAA
Molecule: messenger RNA, 774 nt
Organism: Mercurialis annua (annual mercury)
Lineage: Eukaryota; Viridiplantae; Streptophyta; Magnoliopsida; Malpighiales; Euphorbiaceae
Exons: 1
Coding region: 1-774 (257 amino acids)
Source: RefSeq, a predicted model, not a curated record